Molecule: messenger RNA, 1773 nt
Organism: Fusarium pseudograminearum CS3096
Lineage: Eukaryota; Fungi; Ascomycota; Sordariomycetes; Hypocreales; Nectriaceae
Exons: 2
Coding region: 1-1773 (590 amino acids)
Biological process (GO): lipid metabolic process
Molecular function (GO): phosphoric diester hydrolase activity
Source: RefSeq, a predicted model, not a curated record
AUGGGCGUUGGGGCGUAUCUCCAGAUUCUAAAUGGCACGCCAUACACAUUUACCAAUACAGAUCCAAGCAACAGAGGAUACCAGAUGAACUCAUGGGAUCCAAGUGCUUCGAUCGCGCCGGGUACUUCCGACUUUUCCUACUUUGAAUUUGACGACGGUGUUACCGUUACAACAAGUGACACCCAGGUCACUAGCACUUAUACAAUCGGUAAUACGGGACGCUCUUUUAGCAUCCGAGCAGAAGAUGACUCUCCGAGAUUGUAUGCCAGGAUCGAUGGCUUUUCGACUUCCGCUAUGCCAGAAGGCGAAUGGCUCCCGCUUGGCUUUGUGCAUAACGGUGGUAACCCUUUUGUACUCACCGGCACUACCAAAAACAUGUCGACUACAUUUCAGCCGCCAGACUGGAUGCAUCAGAACUUGAAUACCUUGGGUAAUUUACCCCUGAAGAGAAUAUGCAUGCCAGGGAGUCAUGAUGCUGGCAUGGGUGUUCUCAACCCAGUCGGUACAGGGCAAAAGAGUCAGCCAACCACUGUCUACCAACAGCUCGUCAACGGCUCUAGAUUCCUUGACGUCAAGCCGGUUAUGGUUGCAGGAGGCGACUUCAGAGCCGGCAAUUUCCCGUCAAAAUCGACUAUUGGUGGCUGUUAUGGUCAAAGCAUGAGCGAUAUUGUUUCUGACAUCAACAAAUUCACCAAAGAGUAUGCCGAGCUGAUUAUCAUUGACCUCUCGCAUGGCUAUGACUCAACAAAUAAUUUUUCCGUCCUGUCGGUUAACCAGUGGUCUACACUAUUCAGUCAGCUAACCCAAAGUCUGUCUAAUCUCGCGUUGAUCAAUGCAGACUACACAACAGGACGGGUUUUCAACAAUACCCUAAACUCAUUCAUUGGCAGUGGGACAGCCUCUGUGCUGGUCUGCCUUGAUGUGGGUGGCAUCUUGCCUGACCCAUCAUUCCAGGGCAAGGGCAUCUUUUCCCAAGCAAACCUACUCACGAAUAACGUGUGCUCCAGCACUACGAAUGUGAAUUCUCUGGAUAUAGAUCUGCUUUCCAAGCUUGAGAAUUAUCCGACAGGUUCGAGCGGCCAAGUUAUUGAUCAACUUCAACUUGUAUCAUGGUUCUUGACACAAAGACAGCCCGACUCUGGAAUCGAGGCCCUUGCCAACCAAGCAAAUCUGAACUUGUUCAAAAAUCUCCUUGGAUUCUGCUCGGCGUCUGCUUUUCCCAAUGUCAUCCUGGUGGAUUGGCUAAAGAACACCAACACGACGGCGUUGGCUAUGGCUAUCAACAAUAAGGUGUACGGGAACGCUAACUCUGGGAAUAUCCCAUCUCCCACACAACAAUACGUCUCAUCUCUCACUGUUCAGGCAUCCGGAGACUCGGAUUUCUUUCCGCUUGGCACUUGCGUGGACGAAAGUGGACGGCAGGGGAGCCCGGACUGCAAUAAUAGUUUCAGUGGAGACUACACUUAUGUUGUAAAGACUUUUACCACGAACCCAUCUCAAGCCAUCACCGGAUUGAGCAUUCACAUUACUGGCGAUAAAAACUCUUGGCUGGGAGGAGAUAUGGCUAAUGACGCUGGCGGCGACUUCCGGUAUGUGGUCACUUCGCGAGAUUUGAGCUUGCCUACCAGGAUCAGUAAUGUGCAGCUGUGGAGAUCUCCCGAUGAUCCUGUUACCCUCGCUGAUGCGGUUGGAUGGGAUGGAAUCAGUACCGACAUCAAUCAUGGAAGAAGUGGCGCGUACCUGUAUCUCGUUUGGAAGAAUGCUCGUGUCUGA